Drosophila willistoni is the source of this 3650-nucleotide messenger RNA. Its product is annotated as interference hedgehog. Gene Ontology annotation, cellular component: axon; plasma membrane. The coding region runs from base 324 to 2969 and encodes 881 amino acids. The record is from RefSeq and is a predicted model, not a curated record. Lineage: Eukaryota; Metazoa; Arthropoda; Insecta; Diptera; Drosophilidae. The transcript has 2 exons. Gene Ontology annotation, molecular function: protein binding. Gene Ontology annotation, biological process: axon guidance; cell-cell adhesion.
CACCCAGCGUCACACAGUACCAGUUCCAGCAUCCGCGAUAAAAUACUAUUGUUUAUUUGCUCUGCUUGUUGUUGUUUAAGUGGUGCUGCAUGUGCAAGUGUCGUAUAUAUCGUCGGUUAAUUAAAAUGAACAUUAAUUUUAACGACUUUUUUUGUUAUUAAGGUAAAAUGCAUUUCCAUUAUAAGCACAAUGAAUGAAUCUUUCGAGUGAAAAUUUCAUAACUGCGCAAACGCAACGCAACGCGCAUCUCAAAGGGAUAGCAAUUGAGAAGAAAAAGAAAAAAACGAAAUACUUAUAGACAAGAGCCAACUCUCAGCCUCCCAAUGUCGUCGUCGUCGUCGUCGCUGCUGCUGAUGAUGCUCUUGCUGCUUCUGCUGCUGCUGACGUCGAAGCUUGAAGCAAUUCCGGUUUUGUCCUCCACCUCGCCCUCGCCUGGCGUGCGAAUUCUUCGCUCGUCCGAAUCAAUUGUGGCGCCCCUUGAUGAUGAGGUGGUCUUUGAAUGCGAGACCAGUUUGCCGCCGGAGCGUUUCGAAUGGAGCUAUAGCAAUACCUCCAGUUCCUCAUCGGCCAUCUCCAGCAGUUUUAUCUAUUUGAGUUCUGUGGCAGGAAAGGUGAACAUCAGCCAUGAAUAUGCCAUUUCCCGAUUGGCCAUUGUCGUGAGACCAGAAUCAUUAGGUGAAUAUCGCUGUGUCGGAUGGUUUGGUCCAUUGGUGGUAACUUCGACCAUAGCCCGCUUAGAUUUGGCUUCGAUUAGUUUAGCCACGAAAAAGGAAUCUCAUUUAAAUUGGCGCACUGCGCCAGGAAAUUCAAUUAUUUGGCCAUGUGGCCAACAGGUGCAAGCCAAUCCCCUGGCAAGUUGGUCAUUUUAUAAGAAUGGCAAAGAAAUCCAACCUCUUAAUCACAAUGGAACCUUAAUAUUAAAUAAUAUUUCAAGUGAAUCCAAUGGCGUAUACUCGUGCAUGGCCACCAAUACUGCCUCCGGAGUGAGAUUACCCAUUCCCAGUUCUAUGGAAUUGCACGUGACCAAGCAGGAAGGUAGCAAAUCACCAUAUUUACUGUUUGGACAACCAACUAGGCAAUCAGUUACCACAAGAGAAGGUCAGCGCCUUCUUUUAGUAUGUCCUGGAGUCGGUUCUCCGCCCCCCAUACCUGUAUGGAGUAGUCCCAAUGUUACCGCCGCUGUGCCCAAUAAACGCAGUAAAUUACUAUCGUAUGGCUUGGAAAUAAAUCCCGUACAAGUAGAAGAUGCUGGCAUUUAUAUUUGUUAUCUGGAUAAUGGAAUACGUCCACCUCUGGAGCUAUAUAUCAAUGUGAGAGUGGAGCAGGCUCCGGUUAUUGUCCAAGCCCCCUGGGCUGGAAGCUUAACCAACGAAAGUGAUCGCCUGCAACUGGAAUGCCAGGCUAAAGGUGAACCUAAGCCCACAAUUUACUGGCUACUCAAUGGCAAGAGAAGUCACGAAGUGAAUCAAUCGCAAUUGCUAUCAAAUGGUCGAUAUCUAGUAUUAAAGAAGGUCCUUAAAGAACACGCCGGAUAUGUGCAAUGUUUUGCUCGCAAUCAUUUGGGUGAGCAUAGUGCUGGAACAUUGCUUCAGGUUAAUCCCAAGCUAGUCAAUGAGACUGAUUUAGUUGUGAGUAGACCACAACGUCCGAAAAAGUUACAGAUAAUGGUUCCACCAUCGGCUCCAAAUGUCACCCGCUUGUCCGAUGAGUCAGUAAUGCUUCGCUGGCAUGUUCAACGUAAUGAAGGAUUGCCCAUUCAAUUCUUCAAAGUUCAGUAUCGUCUAAUCAAUGAGGGCAAGCGUAAAAUGUGGCAGACGACCAAUGAAAAUAUACCUUAUGGCAAACCCAAAUGGAAUUCAGCACUUGGAAAGAAUUUCACUGCUUCGGUGACUAAUCUAAAACCUCAACGGACAUAUCGUUUUCGUAUUAUGGCCGUGUAUUCCAAUAAUGAUAACAAAGAGAGCAAUACAUCGGCCAAGUUCUUUCUACAACGUGGCUCAUCUUUGGAGCCCAUGCCGGUACCAGAGCUUGUAAAGAUCGAUGAGUAUUCGGAGACAGCUGUGGUGCUUCAUUGGCGCCUUUCGGAUGAUGCGGAUGAGCAAUCGAUUACUGGCUAUUAUGCCUACUAUCGUCCUUCGUCGUUUGCUGGAGAGUAUUCGAAAGCCACCAUUGAGGGGGCGAAAGCACGAAGCUUUCACAUCGGCAGUUUGGAAGUUGGCACCAUUUACGAGUUCAAAUUGCAGUCGUUUAGCGCAGAUUCCGCUUCGGAAUUUAGUGCACUUAAACAAGGACGAACACAGCGGUCGAAGCUAACAACUACGGAGCAACCCAUACAACAGAAGGGUGGAGAUCGGAAUGUUAAUACCACUCCGAAUCAUAAUGAGACCUAUAGCCUAAAUCCAUUGCUCACAGGCACCAUAGGAGGAGGAGCUUUACUCCUGCUUCUACUUAUCGCUUUCAGUUUUUGUCUGUGUCGCCGCAAGAAUCGAAACGGUGGAGAUGGAAGAAAUUCUCAAAACAAACCGCGUUUAGCAGAGCUACGUGAAGAUUUCUUACCAUUGGCCGGUGGAGGAGUUCCUGGUAGUAAGCAGCGUCAGCGUUCGCGUCACAUUCACAUUACCCUGAAUCCCCUCGAUCAGCAGCAACAACAACCAUUAGAUGAGAAGAAUACAAACACUAAUUUAAACUCCCCACACCUUGAAGCAGAUCCGGAAUUGGUGUAUUUUCAGCGACAACAACAAAAUCAUCCCACGACAUACGACUAUGAUCAUGGCCAGAGACGUCUAUCGUCAUCAUCGCUAAGGCGUUCACAACGCACCCUGGAACGUACACCGGGCAGCAAUAAUAAUCUUCAGCAAAUCGGUAGCGAAACCACAACCACCGGGCAGCGAGUUAUCCUUAAGCGUCCACGUCUAUCGAGUCGCUCCGAGAAUCUUUCGUCGGGAAGUCUUAACAGCGUGGGCGUGUAAAUCUAAACGUGAUCUUUAGUCUAUAUGUAAUACAUAGCUUAUCUCUAGAUAAUGCAUUUGUCUUCAGACAGAGCUUCUCCUUAUCUCUGAGAUGAAUUAAUGUAUUAUUUACCAAGUAUACAUAUUUCUCUACCUCUACUUUAACUUUAAUUUCAAAACGACAACGCGCAUUGCACAAGUUGAGAAACUUUUUAUAUCUCUAAAAUAGAAAUCUCAACUUUCGAAUCAACAACUCCACGAACAAAUCUAAUACGAAAAGUGAUUUAACAAAGACAAACGAACAAAAUUUAAUUUAGAAAUUAAGACAAAACAUCCGAACAUCAGGAAAUACAUCCUUAAAUAAGAGGAUGGUUAAAAAAUAAAACAAAUUAGCCAUAUAUAAAAGCAGUCUGAUAUAAUCAUAACAGUUUACUAUAGGGAAAUCCUGUAUUUUUUAUAUAAUUUAAAAAAAAACAAUAACUGCUUUUUUGCAUAUUGAAAAUGUACUUAGAAAUUUACAAAAAUUGUCGCUCUGUUCUCAGUUGUGCAUGCAUGUUUUAUAAAUUUACACAAGAUAUAAAUUACAAUUUUAAGUACUUAAUUAGAUAUUACUAGACUGUGUUUAUCUAAAAACCCUAUUGGUCUAUAUUUAAGUCUUCCAUGUUUUGACAUAAGUUCAAAUUCUGUACUGAUAGUGUUUUA